Messenger RNA from Purpureocillium lilacinum, 552 nucleotides. RefSeq lists its product as uncharacterized. The record is from RefSeq and is a predicted model, not a curated record. NCBI's taxonomy places the organism in Eukaryota, Fungi, Ascomycota, Sordariomycetes, Hypocreales, Ophiocordycipitaceae.
AUGGCUGUCCCUCAGGUCAACGGCGACGUGAGCCCUGCUCACCAGUCUGCCUUUAUCCAGCACCUCCUCAACUACCCGCUCAUCAGCGACGGCAUCACCACCUUCAAGUCCAACGAGUACGCCCAGCGCUCCAUCAAGCUCGGCGACUCGGCCUACCAGACGUUCGCCGCCCCCGUUCUGCCCUGGAUCGCCAAGCCCUACGGCUACAUCUCGCCCUACGUCCAGCGCGCCGACUCCAUCGGCGACAAGGCGCUCGACCGCGUCGACGAGCGCUUCCCCGUCGUCAAGAAGCCCACCAACGAGCUCUACAACGACACGCGCAGCCUGAUCCUGCUGCCCUACAACAAGUCCAUCGAGGGCCGCGACCACGUCUUCCAGGUCUACAGCAGCGAGAUUAAGAAGGCCGAGCAGCAGGGCAUCGUCGCCCAGGGCAAGGCCGCCGUCUCCACCGCCCUCGUCGUCAGCAACGAGACGCUGAGCUGGCUCAGCAGCCUGCUCACGGCCAAGAAGGCCGAGGCCGCCAAGCUCGUCAACGAGAAGGUCCAGCAGUAA